AUGGGAAAGACCGUAAUCGGCAUUACCGUGGUGGGUCGCGACCACGAGGGAGUGGUGGCGGCGUUUACCCACUUUGCUUUUGCAAACGGGGGAAACAUCGAGAAGAUGAACCAGAAUGUCAUCCACGGUCUCUUCGGAAUGUACCUAGAAGUGUCGUUUAGCAAAAAGAUUGAUGCCAAGGAGCUGGAUCGGCGCAUACAGGUGCUGGCAAAGAAGGAAGACAUGGAUGUAAGCACCCACCACGAGACGGCAUCGCGGAAGAACAUUGCGGUGUUUGUAACGCGGGAGCCGUUGUGCCUUGAGACCCUGCUCAAGGGGAGGCGCACGCUGAUGGGUAAGAUCUGCGUCAUAGUGGGAACCGAGGAGACCCUGGAACCAGUCGCAAGGGAGGCCGGCGUGCCCUUUGUAUUGGUAAACCACAAGGUGCAGGCAGAGGCAGAGAACAGGCUGCUGGCCAUCUGCAAGGAGUAUGACGUCGAUCUUAUCGUGCUUGCAAGGUACAUGAGAAUCCUCACGCCAAGCUUCGUGUGGAGGUAUCCCAACAGGAUCAUAAACAUACACCCUUCCCUGCUUCCAGCGUUUCCGGGAGCGUUUGCCUACUCGCAGGCCUACGAGAGGGGCACCAAGAUAGUGGGAGUGACGUCCCACUAUGUGACAGAGAAUCUGGAUCAGGGCCCCAUCAUCUUUCAGGGCUCCUUUAGCGUGGAUCCUGAUGACCCGUUGGAGCAGAUAAAAAAGAGGGGACAGGAGCUGGAGUCAAAGACUCUACUGCGCGCAGUAAAGAUGCACCUCUCCAACAGGCUCGAGGUUCGCUGGAGAAAGGUCCACACCAGAUCCAAAAAGCCCACCGGACAGCUCUAUCCCAUGCUGGAUAUGAUGUUUGGCGGAACAAGUUCAGCGCCAGAUCCAGGAGACGGAUGA
Molecule: messenger RNA, 921 nt
Organism: Geodia barretti
Lineage: Eukaryota; Metazoa; Porifera; Demospongiae; Tetractinellida; Geodiidae
Source: the annotation of a GenBank genome assembly